CCGAUGGAUGCUGCGUAAACAGCAACGGAAGCUAACAGCGAAGCUGCUUUUGAAGUUUGGAUGCCAACUUCGACUUUCGGUAUGAAAAGUGUGGCUCUGCAGAAUUGAAUGAGGUGCUGCCUUCAGCUUCUGCUGUUUUGUAAGCACUGCUGCCACCAGGAUGGGCCAGCAGAUCUCAGGUCAGGCGGUGAUGAACCAUCUGCCUGAGAAGCUGGUGAAACAUGCUGGGCUGGUACGUGAAAGUGGCUACCUAACCUAUGAGGAGUUUCUGGCGAGGGUGGCUGAACUGAAUGACGUAACUGCCAAGCUAGCUGCUGGACAGCAGAAACACCUGCUGUUUGAAGUGCAGCCAGGAUCUGAUGCCUCUGCCCUGUGGAAGGUGGCUGUGAGGAUCGUCUGCACCAAAAUCAACAAGGAGAAUGGUAUGGUGGAAGCAUCAAGGAUCAUGAACUUGUACCAGUUUAUCCAGCUGUACCGUGACAUCACCAGCCAGGCUGCCGAGGUGCUGUCUGCAGAGGGAGCCACCGAGGGCCCAUCUGCCCUGCUCCCCUCCACGGACUCCUGCCAGGCCAGCAUGUGGAUGGGGAGAGUGAAGCAGCUGACAGAUGAAGAAGAGUGCUGCAUCUGCAUGGAUGGGAAAGCUGACCUCAUCCUGCCCUGUGCACACAGCUUCUGUCAAAAAUGCAUUGAUAAAUGGAGCGGGCAGAGCCAAAACUGUCCAAUGUGUCGUCUGCAAGUAACCGCUGCCAAUGAAUCGUGGGUAAUGUCUGAUUUCCCUACAGAGCACGACAUAGCCGGCUACAUCCUCAACUUGGCUGAUGAGGCGGGCCACCCACACAGGCCUUAACAUGCUGAACACUGAGCCAAGCAGAUAGCAAAGAAAAUCAACCCACAUAAGCAGACUGUAAACGCUAAAAAACCAAGUAUCACUUUUACAAAAAAAUUCUCUUAAUUUUUUGUGUUCAUAAAAGCAAAAUGCAGAAGAAAGCAGCAGGUUUCUAUUUAUCUUCUCACUGAAGAUAAAUCCCUGCUUUUUUUUUUUUCUUUUUAAGUCCUAAAGAUGCCAGGAGACUCAUUGGAAUUAAAGUAUUGUAGAAGUGGUGUUUUUUUUUUUUUUUUUUUUUUUUUU
This is a messenger RNA of Melanotaenia boesemani (Boeseman's rainbowfish), 1129 nucleotides long. RefSeq names its product ring finger protein 141 (gene rnf141). The record is from RefSeq and is a predicted model, not a curated record. The transcript has 6 exons. Gene Ontology annotation, molecular function: ubiquitin-protein transferase activity. Bases 161 to 847 code for a protein of 228 amino acids. Gene Ontology annotation, biological process: protein autoubiquitination. Lineage: Eukaryota; Metazoa; Chordata; Actinopteri; Atheriniformes; Melanotaeniidae.